UGCGUACUGUGGUUGCGUACCAGGACGGCGGUUUUGUGAGUGGGAAAACGGGAGUCUGGAAGAAGAUACUGGCAUCGGCUUGGAGAAUUGGAUUAAAAAAUAUAUAUAUUUUAAUCUUAUUUACUUAAAUAUUUUUUAUUAUGGGGGACCUAUGAUGAGGAGAUCUUCGCUCUGCUCCAGGUGACAGACUGAAUCAUGGCUCAGUUUCCAACACCCUUCACAGGGGGCCUGGAUGCCUGGGUCAUCUCUGUAGAUGAAAGGGCCAAACAUGACCAGCAGUUCCACGGUCUGAGCCCCACCCCAGCCGGCUUCAUCACAGGUGACCAGGCCAGGAACUUCUUCCUGCAGUCCGGCCUGUCCCAGCCCAUCCUGGCACAGAUAUGGGCUCUAGCUGAUAUGAAUAAUGAUGGUAAGAUGGACGCCCAUGAGUUCUCCAUCGCCAUGAAGCUGAUCAAGCUGAGGCUGCAGGGUCACCCCCUGCCCCCAUCGCUGCCCCCCGCCAUGAAGCAGCCGCCCCUCCCCUUGCCCUCGGCCCCGCCCUUUGGUAUGCCAGGGAUGCCAGGUCUUUCAGGAGUUCCCCCUGUGCCCAUAGCUCCUCUUCCAGGGGUGGGCGUGUCUCCCCCCCUCAUCUCCUCUGUGCCUCCUCCCGCCGUGCCCCCCAUGGCCAAUGGAGCCCCCGCCAUGAUCCCUCCCCUCAGUGGCUUCUCGCAUCCAGCCGCAGCUCUCAAUAAGAGCUCCUCGUUCAACCGCUCCAGCCUGAAGCAGCAGAAAGGCCAGUCCUUCGAUGCGCCCAGCUCGGCAGCGCCCCCUCCUGACUGGGCUGUCCCACAGUCUUCGAGGUUAAAAUACCGGCAGCUUUUCAACAGCCACGACAAAAUGAUGAGCGGCCAUCUCACAGGACCACAAGCAAGAACCAUCCUGAUGCAGUCCAGUUUACCUCAAGCCCAGCUAGCAUCAAUCUGGAACCUGUCGGAUAUCGACCAGGACGGCAAGCUGACCGCUGAGGAGUUCAUCCUGGCCAUGCACCUUAUCGACAUGGCGAUGUCCGGCCUGCCCCUCCCCCCAGUACUGCCCCCUGACUUCAUCCCGCCCACUUUCCGAAGAGUCCGUUCGGGCAGUGGAAUCUCGGUGACCAGCGUGCAUGCAGCUGAGCAGCGGGCACAGGAAGAGCCUGAGGAAGAGGAGCAGCAGACUGCAGAGAAAAGGCUUCCAGUGACGUUUGAGGAUAAGAAGCGUGAGAAUUUUGAGCGAGGGAACCUGGAGCUGGAGAAGAGGAGGCAGGCCCUGCAGGAGCAGCAGAGGAAGGAGCAGGAGCGGCUGGCUGCCCUGGAGCGGCAGGAGCAGGAGAGGAGGGAGCAGGAGCGCCUGCAGCAGGAGAGGCGCAGGCAGCAGGAGCUGGAGAAACAGCUGGAAAAACAGAGAGAGCUGGAGAGGCAGAGAGAGGAGGAGAGACGCAAGGAGAUAGAGAGGAGAGAGGCAGCUAAGCGGGAGUUGGAGAGGCAGAGGCAGCUGGAGUGGGAGAGGAGCCGCAGGCAGGAGCUGCUGAUCCAGAGGAACCGCGAGCAGGAGAGCAUGGUGCAGCUGAAGGCCCGCAAGAAGACCCUGGAGCUCCAGCUGGAGGCGCUGAACGAUAAGAAGCAGCAGCUGGAGGGGAAGCUGCAGGAUCUGCGUUUCCGUCUGUCUGCGCAACGACAUGAGAUCGAGAGCACCAACAAGACCCGCGAGCUGCGCAUCGCCGAGAUCACGCACCUGCAGAGGCAGCUGCAGGAGUCACAGCAGUGGCUGGGCCGGCUCAUCCCUGAGAAACAGUGUCUGAAUGAGCAACUGAAACAGGUCCAACAGAACAGCCUGCACAACGACUCCCUGCUAACCCUGCGGAAGGCUCUGGAAGUGAAGGAGUCCACCCGGCAGCAGCUCAGAGACCAACUGGAUGCUCUGGAACGAGAGACUCGAUCCAAAUUGUUGGAGAUUGAUGCCUUCAACAGCCAGCUAAAGGAGCUGAGGGAGAUCCACAGUAGGCAACAGAGGCAGAAGCAGAAGGAGCUGGAGGGAGAGCUGGGCCAGGAGUCUGACAUGAAGGGGGACCUUAAGGAGGACAGGCUGGACCCUGUGCAGGAGGAGGUGUCAGUGGUUUGGAAGGGGGAGGAGAGAGAACAGGUCCCGCCCCCUACCCCACCCCCUCAGCCCUGGAUGGCGCGGGUGUCGGAGGACGAGGGGCAGAGCAGGAAGGAGGUGCAAAACAAACUCAACAAGCUCUUCCUGCAGCAGCCUGACCAAGUAACCCCUGCCACACAGUCCCCCUGGCCCACAGAGAAAGUUCCGGUGAGCGGGUUUAACCAGGACAAGGUGAAGGUGGUUUUCUACCGGGCGCUGUACCCAUUUGAGGCGAGGAGCCACGACGAGAUCACCAUCCAGCCCGGGGACAUCCAGGUGAAAGGGGAGUGGGUGGAUGAGUCCCAGACGGGCGAGCCUGGUUGGUUGGGCGGGGAGCUGAACGGGAAGACGGGCUGGUUUCCCGCCAACUACGCCGAGAAGAUGCCCGAAGCAGAGGUGUCCGUCAGCCUGCGCUCUGCGGCGGGAUCGGGAUCCGCCCCCAAACUGGCUGCCCGCACCACGCCCACUUCUGCCUCGGCCACGCCCACCACUGCCCCCACGCAGCCCCCGCCCCUGGAGGCCCUGCCGACUCCGCCCCCAGCCACGCCUGCUGCCCCAGCUGUCCCCACACCCUCCACGUCCUCUUCCUCGUCCAGCAACUGGGCAGACUUCAGCACCACGUGGCCCUCCAGUACGGUGGAUAAGUCGGAGGUUGAUGGCUGGGACUCCUGGCCCACGCAGCCCUCUCUCUCAGUCCCCACUGCUGGCCAACUCCGGCAACGCUCCGCCUUCACCCCUGCCACUCUCACUGGCUCCUCCCCCUCCCCCGUCCUGGGACAGGGGGAGAAGGUAGAGGGUUUGCAGGCACAGGCACUGUACCCCUGGAGGGCUAAGAAGGACAACCACCUGAACUUCAAUAAGAGUGAUGUCAUCACGGUCCUGGAGCAGCAGGACAUGUGGUGGUUUGGGGAGGUGCAGGGCCUGAGGGGCUGGUUCCCCAAGUCUUACGUCAAGCUCAUCUCCGGCCCUCUGCGCCAGCCUAUCAGUGUUGAGUCAGGUUCAACUGAGAGCCCCCCCAUUGUGAAGAGACCCAGCCCGUCCUCCAGCAAACCCUUGGAGCCUGGGGAAGAGUUCAUAGCGAUGUACACGUAUGAGAGCAACGAGCAGGGGGACCUGACCUUCCAGCAGGGCGAUGUGAUUGUGGUGCUGAAGAAGGAAGGCGACUGGUGGACCGGGGCAGUGGGGGACAGGACCGGCGUGUUCCCCUCGAACUACGUCAAACCUCGGGACUCUGAGGGUCUGGGGCCUGCUGGAAAGACUGGCAGUCUGGGUAAGAAGCCAGAGAUUGCGCAGGUGAUCGCCCCCUACAGCGCGACAGGGGCGGAGCAGCUCACACUGGCUCCCGGCCAACUCAUCCUCAUCAGGAAGAAGAACCCAGGAGGCUGGUGGGAGGGAGAGCUGCAGGCUCGGGGGAAGAAGCGCCAGAUUGGGUGGUUCCCAGCCAAUUACGUGAAGCUGCUAAGUCCCAGCACCAAUAAGACCACACCCACAGAGCCCACACCCCCAAAACCACCAGUUCCCAGCGCAGUGUGCCAAGUGAUUGGCAUGUACGACUACAUCGCCCAGAACGAUGACGAGCUGGCCUUUGGGAAGGGCCAGAUCAUCAAUGUGCUCAGCAAGGAGGAUCCUGAUUGGUGGAAAGGGGAGCUGAACGGGUCCGUGGGUCUCUUCCCCUCCAACUACGUCAAAUUGACCACUGAUACUGACCCCAGCCAGCAGUGGUGUGCUGACUUGCACCUGCUGGACAUGCUGACCCCCACGGAGAGGAAGAGGCAAGGCUACAUCCACGAGCUCAUCGUCACUGAGGAGAACUACGUCAACGACCUGCAACUGGUCACCGAGGUCUUUCAGAAGCCGCUGUUGGAGUCAGAGGUGCUGACAGAGAAGGAGGUGGCCAUGAUCUUUGUCAACUGGAAGGAGCUCAUCAUGUGCAACAUCAAGCUGCUCAAGGCACUGCGGGUCAGGAAGAAGAUGUCAGGUGAGCGGAUGCCGGUGAAGAUGAUUGGUGACAUCCUGACUGCGCAGCUGCCACACAUGCAGCCGUAUAUCCGCUUCUGCAGCUGCCAGCUCAACGGCGCCACCCUCAUCCAGCACAAGACCGAUGAGCUGCCUGACUUCAAAGACUUCGUCAAGAGGCUGGCCAUGGACCCGCGCUGCAAAGGCAUGCCUCUGUCCAGCUUCCUGCUCAAACCCAUGCAGAGAGUCACCCGCUACCCCCUCAUUAUUAAAAAUAUCCUGGAGAACACUCCGGAAAGCCACCCGGACCACAGCCACCUGAAGCAGGCCCUGGAGAAGGCGGAGGAGCUGUGCUCUCAGGUGAACGAGGGUGUGAGGGAGAAGGAGAACUCGGACCGGCUGGAGUGGAUCCAGGCCCACGUGCAGUGUGAGGGGCUGUCUGAGCAAUUGGUAUUCAAUUCUGUGACCAACUGCUUGGGACCGCGUAAGUUUCUGCACAGUGGCAAGCUGUACAAGGCCAAGAGCAACAAGGAGCUGUACGGCUUCCUGUUCAACGACUUCCUGCUGCUGACACAGAUCAUAAAACCCCUGGGGUCCUCUGGCUCCGAGAAGGUCUUCAGCCCCAAGUCCCACCUGCAGUACCGCAUGUACAAGACUCCCAUUUUCCUCAAUGAGGUUCUGGUAAAGCUGCCCACGGACCCAUCAGGAGAUGAACCCAUUUUCCACAUCUCCCACAUCGACCGUGUCUACACCCUACGGGCCGAGAGCAUCAAUGAGAGGACUGCCUGGGUGCAGAAGAUCAAAGCGGCGUCAGAGCUCUACAUUGAGACGGAGAAGAGGAAGCGGGAGAAGGCUUACCUGGUUCGCUCUCAGAGGGCCACUGGCAUUGGGAGAUUGAUGGUGAACAUCGUGGAGGGAAUUGAGCUGAAACCCUGCCGAUCUCAUGGUAAGAGUAACCCGUACUGCGAGGUUACAAUGGGGUCCCAGUGCCACAUCACCAAGACCCUGCAGGACACGCUGAACCCCAAAUGGAACUCCAACUGCCAGUUCUUCAUCAAGGACCUGGAGCAGGACGUCCUGUGUGUGACUGUGUUCGAGAGGGACCAGUUCUCCCCUGACGACUUCCUGGGCAGAACAGAGAUUCGGCUGGCGGACAUCAAGAAGGACCAGGGCUCCAAGGGACCAAUCACAAAGCGUCUGCUCCUCCAUGAGGUCCCAACGGGGGAGAUAGUGGUGCGGCUGGACCUGCAGCUCUUUGACGAGCCCUGACCCUGUUCCCCUGAUCCCUGCAGCCCUGCAGCCCUGCAACCCUGCAACCCCACCCAGUGUUUCCACCCCACUGCUGUCGCCUGUGUGUGUGCGUGGUGGGUGUGUGCUUGGGUGUGUGUGUGUGUGUGUAUGUGUGUGUGUGUCUUUGUGUGUGUCGUUGUGGGUGUGCACGCACACACGUACUCACAGUUGUGGUGAUGCACAUGUGUGUGCUUAUGAGUGUUUGUGUCUGCAAAAGCUGUUUAGAUCAUUUUGAGUGAUUAAUUCACUUGUUUAUUUUACUGAUGUUAUUAUUAUUAUUAUUAUUAUUGAGAGUGAUGUAAUAUUGUGUUUUUUUACAUUGCCAUGAUUCGUGGAUCUGACAUUAGUGAGAUUCUAUCUUUACUGCCAUCUUGGUUUUAAUUUAUUUAUUAACUAUGAAUAUUUAAACAGAAGCAGUCAUAAGACACACACACACACACACACCAGCAUAGUACAAUUUUGUAGCAUUAUUUCACCGCCCCAACACAGUGUCACAUGGCUGGACUAUUUACAAUCAAUCAGUGAAGUUGGAUAGCAAAGCAGACCUCUAGGGAACGUAGGUGUUGAACGUGUGAAGCAAUCAAACACAAGCACUCCUCUGGGUGCUGACUCAGUGAAGGAGUGGAGGAGUGUAAUUCAGCGCAGGUGUGACUGAGGUACGCUGUCAGGUGUGUUCUGCAGAUUCAGACAGGUAGGGGCACCUGCACAAAGUUAAUCAGGUGUAAUCAAGGGGUUUCUGAGUAUCUGACUGAGUUUUUAAAAGGACUAAAGGACUAUUUUUAAAAGGAUGGAGACAAAUGUGUACAUAUAUCACUGGAACAGACUAUGAAGUGAAGGCUUAAGGCCUACAGAGAGAAACAGGGCCAGCCUGCAGACUGAAAUGUUUCUUACAAACACGAAGCAGCAAAGAAGUCCUAGACUUGGGGUGGGUUUUGGAGAGCAAAGAGAAAGCAUUCCUUUCUCAGCCAUACGACUGGCCGUUUUCUCAAAUGCUUAAAUUUAAACCUGUACAGUAUGUUUUGUAGCUCGUUGUAGCUCCUCGAUCUUUUCGAUUUAUAGAAGGUGUUCGUCUCAAACCAGGAGAGUGGCGUUGUGUUGCGAGCUUUUCUGUGCAGGGUUCUGACAGUGGAGCAGAGUGUCAGAAUCUCAGAGACGUGUCAUUGAGGCUGCGUGCUGUCGUGUCUCUCCAGCGGGUGCUGUCUCUGAGCCCACAGUUCCAGCUCAUAAACCUGCCACUUCCUGCUCUUCAUCCUGGUAACAUUCCACACUCCAGCUCCCUGGAAAAAAGGGACAUUUUCCCUUUUCAAGACUUGCCAGUGUUUAAGAUGGCAUUUGAUCUGCAAAUAUUUUCAGACAGAAAAGGUAGAUCUGUAAUUUUUUUUAAAAAUGUGUUUGCAUUGGACAUAUCACUUUCAUACGAGUUACUCACAGGUUAUUUAUAUUUUGUAGAUUUUAAUUGGUUGGAGUAAAGGUUUCAUAUCAUGAAAGGUAUUUAAUAAACAGUAAUAUUUAUUAUGAAAGUAACCAUUACUGAUUUUUACAGGAAGGUUUACACCAUACUGUUUUAUAGGAUUUUGUGGCAAAUUUUGAAUUGGGCACAUUAUCUGAAUUAGUUAUGUUGUGUUGUUUAGAAUAAUUGCACUCUUUUUAUUUGUUUUGAAAACUGGCUAGUGCAGUGACUGGUAGAACUGGUUGUUGUUGAUUUGAGGUUAUCUUCAAAUCAAGUGAUUAUAGGUCAUGCUUACCUGUGAAUGGUGAUAAGCAGUGGAUGGUACUGUAGUUGUAAAUGUUUGCAAAAAAGGUUGUUUUUGGUGUUUUUGUACUUUGUUGAUUUUGUACCUCUUCAAGGGAACAUUACUUGUAUGAGCCAGGAGAACUGAAUUCCUAUACUUUCAUGCAUAUUUUCCUUGUGUAAAAUAGCUGUUAAAAUCAUGUUUUGCACUUAAAAUGGAAGGCGUGAGGGCCAUGUGUAUCAGUCACCACAAACACAGGAUAAUAUUGCUAUUACAGUCACCACAUAAGACAAUAUUACCAUGCUUUUUCAGGCCCACCCACGUCCCAUGAGUCUUCUGGUCUUGAGGCCUUUUGGUUCCUGAAUUGUGGGUCAGGACUGUUUUAAUGGUAUUUCUAGGAAGGAGAUGAAAGUGAGCAUCACACUUCAGGUGUGACAAAGUUACAGGGAAUAGUGCAGGUCCUACUGUAGAACAGUGUGGGGGUGUGGGUGCCCCCUGCUGGUAAAGCAGUAUAAUCACCCAUUCAUUAGGAUCGCUAGGUAACAGGGAAAGAGUGAAUGUCUCUGCUGUAUAGAAGCGUCAGGCCAGUAAAGGUGGGGAAAGCACCGGUGGCUGUUUAUUACACUGGGGGCUGUAAUGCAGGUGUUUGAGCUCCAUUGGCUGUCUGCUGGAGUUGAGCUGAAACAGACUGUGUGUCAGUGUCUGCCCUGUAUCAAAUGAUGCAAAUCCAGGUUUUGAGCACAGCUCUACAGCCAGAGCUCUCCUGCCUGGACUAGGUGAUGAACCAACCAGCUGCAUGUGUUUUAUAGUUUCGGGGUUCAGGGUGUAGUGGGGGGGGGUGCAGGGAGGUAACUUUGCUCUGUUUCCUGGCAGGGCAGGAUAUAUAGGAGGGCGUAUUGCUACAGACAGACUACAGACAGCUUUUGCAGAGCCUGGAAGUAACACUGUCAGUAUGUUUGUGUGUUAGUAGUGUGUAUGAGUGUGUGUGUGGGUAUGUGUGUGCGUGUGCAUAUUGGGUGCACUUGCAUUGCGCAAGAGGACGUGGUGGAGUAGAUGUGUGCACUUCUCCCUCCCUCCCUCCCUCCCUCCCUAGUGCACUUUCUCUAUUCCAACUAAAUAAGCAAUCCUUUAUUUUUCAGUCUAGGAAGUUCUAGCGUAUCAAUUGUAAUUGUUCAGAUAAUUUAUUAAAGCAAAAUGAAGAAUAAUUCAUUAUGACCAUGAUAAUUGUGCGACAGUAUAUUGUCUUAAAUGUUGAAGAUAAAUACUCAAAUCAGCCGAGGAAGAGCUAGAUGUGCUUUGGCUGGUAGACGGGGUGGGCGGGGCGGGUCUUAUUUUCCUAAACACACACUAGGGGGUAUGCCAGUUAAUUUGUAUUAUUUGUAAUUUGUACAGUAGCUCUUACAGUAAUUCCCCUGGAUUUUAUUUUCUGCCCCUCCCUCAAUGCCCACCAGAGCAUGCAGUUAUUUUUUAUGAAGUUGUAAAUCCAUGUGUUGGGUCCCUAGUACUGAAGACCAUGUCAGCCUGGAUGUGCAGUAUGGUGAGAUGUGACAGCCUCAUUAAAACCGCCUUUUCUUUAA
This is a messenger RNA of Anguilla rostrata (American eel), 8710 nucleotides long. Its product is annotated as intersectin-1-like. NCBI's taxonomy places the organism in Eukaryota, Metazoa, Chordata, Actinopteri, Anguilliformes, Anguillidae. The record is from RefSeq and is a predicted model, not a curated record. Gene Ontology annotation, biological process: intracellular signal transduction; positive regulation of Rho protein signal transduction. The coding region runs from base 196 to 5379 and encodes 1727 amino acids. Gene Ontology annotation, molecular function: guanyl-nucleotide exchange factor activity; calcium ion binding; protein binding. The transcript has 40 exons.